Messenger RNA from Daphnia pulex (common water flea), 1419 nucleotides. RefSeq lists its product as uncharacterized. The transcript is spliced from 4 exons. The coding region runs from base 84 to 992 and encodes 302 amino acids. The record is from RefSeq and is a predicted model, not a curated record. Lineage: Eukaryota; Metazoa; Arthropoda; Branchiopoda; Diplostraca; Daphniidae.
AUAUAAAGGACGCUGAAACUCUUGGUUGGGAUAUCCACUGUCAACUUGGCGACCAGUCGACGAGCACCUGCAUCCUCAACAAGAUGAAAUUGGCGUUGAUUUCCCUGCUGUCGGCCCUUGUGGUCAUCUCGUCUCAGCAGCAAUUUCAAUACAAAGCAAGGCCGAGAGGUUUGUUUUGGCUGUCACCUUACUCACCACAGCAUCAGGGAUUCAUCAAGAACGAUCCACAAUCAGCGCAGGUUUUUUACGGCGACGAAAUUCCGCAUCGCAUCAAUCAGCAAUGGACGAGACCGUCUACCCGAAUUGGUGAAAUUAUCACCUUCUUCAGGAACGAAGAUAUCAAUCCGGAUGGGGUUUUCGCUAACGAAGAUGGUCAAAACAGCCUCGAGGAAAUCGACGAAUCGGAAGACACUCAGGGCAGGAUCAAAUUUCUUCAGCAAAAGAACAACGGUCGAUUUUUCUACAGCACAACCAUCAACAAUCCGUUCCUGAAAACGGCAACUUUUACCCUUUCGUCGACUGUGACAACCGUUGCCUCUAUCGUACUGUGUGUUCCAGCCAACAACUUGGCAGCUGUUCCAGCACCGACUUGCGCCGGCCGCAGACGACGUCAAACCGAAGAUACCGACAGCGAUCAAUUUCCAAUCUCCCCAUCUGAAACCCUCAAAUUGAUUCCGACGGCUCUUCCUUCGUUGGGUUCGACAAUGCCAAACCACCGGGAAUCGCGUCACCUGUUGGUGAAUGAGCUGCAGGUGGAUCCUCAUCAAGGUGUUGACUCUUCCAAAGAUGAAGGUCGUCCUGCCGGAAUGUUGCUGGAAGAUAACCAGAGCCAUCCGAGAGAGAAAAGAUUUUUCGGCAGGGGCAUUGCGGCGUCGACAACUGUAACAUCUUACUCGUUUGUUGCAGCUACUCUUACCAGCACAGUCAUCCUCGAUCCAACUGCAAUGAAUGUUGCUGUUUGCUUACCAGCCGGAUAUGUUGUCUGUGCCUAAAUGUCAUCCGAUUUACCAGCAAUUUUUCUUUUUCCUUAGAAAAAUGGAAAAUGUGUUUUGCUUUGAACCCUAACUGAGCCCUAACUAUUGUUGACUCGACUGUCUACUGCUUCCGUGUUUUUCGGUAAGUGGUCCAAGAUAGUAUUUGACAUUGCAUUUUAAAUUAUUGCGCUAUUGGCCUUAUCCUAUUAUUAUCCUACAUACUCUGAAUUUUGAAUCAUUGCUGGGUGUUUGCUGGUUACCAAAAAAUACAAGUUUAGAAGCAUCAAUCGAUUCCAAUAAUUGAAUUAGUAUAUUGUCAUCAUCAUAGGCAUUUUUGGACUAAAUGCGCAAAAAUGCAAAUGAUAAUGGAUGGAUUAUAUAUGCCAAUCACCACACAAGAGGGUUUCAAAUAGCAUCGCAUGUUAUAAAGUCAACGUGCGUCAAU